AUGGAUCUCGCAGGCACGCUCAUCCGGAUGGCUGCGCGGGCGUUCUACGAGACCCGUCACAUCCUCGUCAUCGAUGCUCUCUUCAUACACUCAGUCCUGAAUGCCGAGGACCUGGCUCUUCUUUUGGGGAUGCAGCAAAAGGACGUUAGGAAGCUCUGUGGCCGGCUGCGCGAGGAUCGGUUGAUUGCUGUACACCAUCGCACCGAGAUGCGGGAGGGCCAAACUCGCCCGCGCGAAUAUUACUAUGUCCCGCUCUACCCCGUUAUCGACGCCAUCAAGUACCGCGUAUCUCGUCUCACGUCCUCCAUCAAAGCGCAAUAUACGCCGAACCAGGAAAGAAAGGAGUAUAUCUGCCAACGAUGCGGAGCCGAGUGGACGCAGCUGGAGGUUUUGAGUAGUGUAGGGCCAGAGGGAUUCGAGUGCCUACGCUGCAACACUAAACUGUCGACGGUUGACGAGGUUGAAGGAGCUGGUGCUGACCGCACUGGUCACGAGAAAAACAGCAAGCUCAUGGCACAGCUAGACUCCAUCCUUAAGCUUCUGAUACAGAUAGACUCAACCGAUAUACCGCCUAACGAUUUCGAUAAUGCUUGGGAGCACAAGGUGGACGUUAUACGGAACCAGCAUACAAACCCGACCCGUGUUGCUGUUGCGGUUAACAAGAAGGGAUCAUCGGUGGUCAAGGGUGUCAACAAGACGGAUGCUUCUGCGCUGGAAGUGAACCUGUCCUCCUCCGCCGAGAGAAACGCAGAAGAGCAAGCUCAAAAGGCGGCACGAAAGGCAGCAACGGAGAAACAAAACGCCCUUCCAGUCUGGCAUACUCACUCCACCGUAUCUACCGAAGCCACGAAUUUACCUACCGUCAAAACAGAGCCAAACGGGACAGCGACAGACGCAGGUGCAGCUACAGCCACGGAAGAAGAUACCAAGGUCGGCAUCAAGGACGAAGAGGAAGAGAAGAAGGACCAGCAGGAAAACAUGGACGAUACUAUCGCUACGUACUAUGCUGAGAUGGCACGCGAGAAGGAACUUGAGGCCGCGGAGUCUUCUGAUGACGACGACGAUGAUGACGAAGAGUUUGAGGACGUUAGUGUUACCCCGGACGGGGCCAGUAGUGGACAGCCAGGCUCUGUCGGUCUAGCUGUGGGUACGCCCACGGUUAAUGGCAAUGGCAAUGGACAUGGACAUGGCAGCAGUCUGAAGCGAGAGUUGGACUCGGAGUCUGGCACCAGCGGACCCAACACUAAUGCGGGGACGCCUAUUACUCCAGCGGACGAUGAGGGCCCGGCGGCUAAGAAGGUUAAAGUAGAGGCCGAGCCGGCGAUCAAAAAGGAGGAAGACGCAGGGUCUGAUGAGGACGAAGAGGAAGAGUUUGAAGAUGUAUAG
Molecule: messenger RNA, 1386 nt
Organism: Arthroderma uncinatum
Lineage: Eukaryota; Fungi; Ascomycota; Eurotiomycetes; Onygenales; Arthrodermataceae
Product: transcription initiation factor IIE subunit alpha
Exons: 3
Coding region: 1-1386 (461 amino acids)
Biological process (GO): transcription open complex formation at RNA polymerase II promoter; transcription initiation at RNA polymerase II promoter
Cellular component (GO): transcription factor TFIIE complex
Source: RefSeq, a predicted model, not a curated record